Molecule: messenger RNA, 798 nt
Organism: Ostertagia ostertagi
Lineage: Eukaryota; Metazoa; Nematoda; Chromadorea; Rhabditida; Trichostrongylidae
Source: the annotation of a GenBank genome assembly
AUGAACAACUUGAGCUUUUCGGAUCGAGCCAGUCAAAUGAGUUUCCGUUCAAUAAGUUCGACUCAAGCAGCACCGCCAGGAGUACCUGUUGGCUAUCCUGCCGUCUACCACUACCAAAUGGGUGAUGACAUGGGGUACGCGCCAUACCAGCACCAGCCAAUAUACGUGCAACCGUCGCCGCUGCUUGCGUCAUCUUCCAUGGAGGUUUACGCGCCGCAUCCUACCGUAAUGAUGCCUGUACAGCCGAACGCACCUCUGCAGCCUUCCGCCUCAAUGAUUGCUUGCCAACAAGCCCAGGAUUCGAUGAGCAAUGAAUCGCAGAGUGUGCAGGAUCCCUCGCUUAUGGCGCCCAUACAACAGCCAGAAUGUGUGCAGUACACCACUCAACAGUACCCCGCACAAAUGGUCGGAUGCCCACCACAAGGCUACCAAACUGUCCCACAAACGGUCUAUCCGGCACAAUACCAGCAAGUACAUCAACUACAACCGAACGUAAUGCAACAAGCUUAUCCACCUAUGGCAACGACAGUCAUGCAAGCUGCACAGCAAUAUCCGACUCCUAUGUAUCAUACUCCUGCACACCCUCAAAUGUACCAAUCACCAAUGUUCCAUUCUCAAAUGCCACAACAAGUUGUACACGUGCAGUCUCCGAUAUACCAGCAACCACCACGGCCUGCGAUGGUACCGACGGCUCCGCAACCGCAGCAGCAGUAUGUGGAGGUUCCCAGUGCAGUUCAACAACAACCACCACUGCCAUCAUACCAACAAAUGAAUUACGGACAGUGGGUGAGUGUCUGA